CGGGCGAGGCCAUGUCGAGCCGCUGUAACGGCAACGGCCGGGUGGUGGACGACCCGGCGGCCAACACCCGGAUCAGGAGCAAGGCGUUCAUCACGCACAACGACAGCAAGAGGAGCAGCAAGGAGAGCCUCAGCUCCCACAAGUCGAGUCGGAGCAGCGGGGCGCGCAGCCGAGCCAGCAGCGUGGAGCAGCUGCAGCUGGAGGCGGUCAUGAGCGAGCUGGACCGCGGCCCGCACCGCGAGAUGGCCGUCGACGUGCCCGAGUCGUUCGUGGCGCGCACCAAGACGCCGCCGCGCUACCCGCCGCCGCGCGCGCCCGGCACCGGCACGGCGCCGCGGCCCGGCUCCGGCUCCGGCUCCGGCUCGGGCGCGGCUCCGCGGCCGGAGCCGCCGGCGCCGGCUCCGCGGCCCAGUCUGGACCGGAGCCGCGGGAGCAGCACGGCCAGCCGUGACUCGGAGCCCGGCCGGGAGCAGAUGGAGCGCAUCAGGAAGUACCAG
Messenger RNA from Amphibalanus amphitrite, 497 nucleotides. Its product is annotated as bridging integrator 2-like. NCBI's taxonomy places the organism in Eukaryota, Metazoa, Arthropoda, Thecostraca, Balanomorpha, Balanidae. The transcript is spliced from 2 exons. The annotation marks the transcript as partial. The record is from RefSeq and is a predicted model, not a curated record.